AUGCCAACCGAAAAUCUGCCGUUCUCAAUAGUUGAACUGAAAGAUGGUGUCGUGUUAAUUCCAACAAAAUGGAUUUUUUCUCCAGACAACAAUAAUGAAUUUGUUUGUUAUUAUCCGCCAAUACAAAAUACCCUAAAAGUCAAUGCAAUGGUCUCGAAGUUGGUUGAUCCAGAAUUGACGUGGAAGCAAUAUACUGUUUUAAAAUACUUAAAGAAAACAAGCACUUUGGAGAAAGGAAAGGAGAAGUUAUUAGAGUCCUUGUUAUUGUCUGAAAUAGACAGUGAGAAUGCGGAAGAUUACGCAAAUAAUUAUAAAAGGUCCAGACAAAUUCGAGCAAAAGUGAAUUCAUUGGCGGAAAAUGACGAAGUAAAUGAAUAUAAAGCGAAGAAACAAAAAACCAUUGAAUCAACCCAACUACCAAAUCAAAAUGACACAGAUAAUAUUGGUGAAAUUUCAACAUGUCCUUCCCCUGAAACUAAGCGAAAACCAAAAAUAAGAGAAAUUAAAACAAUGCAAGAAAAAAUCCAACUUCCACUACCACCAUCAAAAAGACCUAGAAUUAAUAGUGAGGUUAAAAAUAUUUCAGAUGCAAGUGCGCAAACUCAACAAGCUUCGCCAACGUCGGUGACUGGAGAGAAAAGUAUCUAUGUUUCUUCAAAACAUGAAGUGAAAAAGAUCGAAAGCAUGGCAACUCCUAAUCGCCAAGGCCAAAACUCUGUUAUAAGUGAAGAAUUUCAACCAUCUGCGUCAACGAAUCACGAAAAAAGUAGUCAUGUUUACUCGAAGCGCUCAAAGGACGAAAGAGAUAGCGAAACAUUGGACGAUACUACUGAAAACUUCGAUCACAUAGAACAAAUUCCUGAUAGUGUCAAAGUUACCUUUCCGUCAGAAACAUCAGAAAAUAUCAAGAUUGCAGGAUCAAAGUGGUUAGCUCAAGCUAAAACCAGGUUCGACAGAGAAACAGCAAAGAGAAAUUCAAGAAUUAAUGAUUCAGAAGAAGACAAUAAUGAAAAUAAAACUCCUGAAGACGAUAUUGAUGAAAAUGAAGGCGACAGAGACGAUGCUGAUGACGAGGAAGAGAAUAUUUGA
Molecule: messenger RNA, 1089 nt
Organism: Leptopilina heterotoma
Lineage: Eukaryota; Metazoa; Arthropoda; Insecta; Hymenoptera; Figitidae
Exons: 7
Coding region: 1-1089 (362 amino acids)
Source: RefSeq, a predicted model, not a curated record